This is a messenger RNA of Phlebotomus argentipes, 1134 nucleotides long. Its product is annotated as protein FAM151B. The record is from RefSeq and is a predicted model, not a curated record. Bases 157 to 1101 code for a protein of 314 amino acids. The transcript has 3 exons. NCBI's taxonomy places the organism in Eukaryota, Metazoa, Arthropoda, Insecta, Diptera, Psychodidae.
AGUUUGCGGUUUUCCGCCGUCAAACCAAAAUAAAGUGAGACUUUGUGGUUUUUUUCGCAUUUCAACAGUAUUCUCCGGCUUUUCCGGCACUCUUUUCACCAAUCUGGUAAUUAGGCAUGGUAGAGCUGUUGAAGACGUUGCAAUAGGCAUCCCGGAAUGACUGUUAUAGCUGCAAUUUCAAUCCUCCUGCUCCAAGGGAUGCUGUCGCACCUGGCGAUGGUGUCGGCGGCGGAGAAUCUCACUGCCAUUACCUGGGCGCACGCGGUGAACAACCAGGCGCUGCUGGACGCCACGCUGGCCAGCGAUAUUGACAUGAUCGAGGCGGACAUCGUCCUGGGGCACCUGGUCAGCGAUCUUGACGGUCCAUUGCUGCCUGUGAUGGGCCAUCCGCCCGCCAACACCUCUGACAUCUCCCUCCAGGGAUUCCUCACGCAGAUCCUGGAGCACAAUCGCAGGAAUUCGCAGAGCAUGAAGGGCGUGAAGCUGGAUUUCAAGUCCACCGAAGUGUUCACCGGAUCCCUGGCGAUGCUGUCGGACAUCUGGGCGUCCAUGGACUAUCCGGUGUGGCUGAACGCUGACAUCAUCCGUGGCCCGGUUGAUAACACAGGAACUCAGCCUGUUGAUCCCAACGUCUUCCUCAGCAGCUGUCGCAGAUUCCCCUCGGCGGUGCUCUCCAUCGGCUGGACCACACGAUGGGGCCCUGACUUCACCGAGGGCAGCUACACUGAGAGCCAAAUCGCCCUGAUGCGCACCAGCAUCAGAAACAACGCCAUUUCCAGCUCUAGUCACCCGAUCACCUUCCCAGUGCGUGCUGGCAUCGCUGCCCAGAGUCUGCCGCAGCUCAGUCAGCUCAUGAGGGACUUCGCCCAGACCAACACAGUCACCCUGACCAUCUGGUCUAGUGAGAAUGAUCACGUGGACGUGGAGAAACUGCGCGCGCUGAUCUUCUCCGUGGGCGUCGACAAAGUUUACGUGGACGUACCAAAGGAUCUUCUAGAUCAGCUGGACUUGGGCACCAACAGCGCCAAGAGACUCUUCCCCUUUACACUUCUCGGCCUGGCACUCAUGAUUCUGGCCCUUUUUGUCAGUAAAUCACACUGAAAGUACAUAAAGAGAUGAAAAGUCAUAUCGAAA